AUGGAAUGUGAAGAAAAUGGCGGGAAAUGUUGGUCACCGGCGUGCAGGGUCAAGCGGAAGCGACGAACUGAUGAUGCGAGGGACCUGCAUAUGCCUCACACCCAUCCAAUGCCUGGGACGUCUUCUUCUCAGUCAAUGCACAACAAAGAUUUUCACCCACGUAAAUUCAUUCAAACCAACAUUAUCUUUAACCUGCCUACGAGAGAUCCCUUUAUGAACAAUAUGGAUGAGAUAUCUUAUUGGGUUUAUACAAAACGAGCUCCAUGCCUCUAUGACUAUGAUAAACUUAUGAAGAAACAAACUUCAGAGGCUCACAGUUCGAGAGAUUAUGCACUUCCAGUUGAAAAUGAAGUUUCACCGCCUAAAAAGAAAAAGAAAAACCUACUAGAUAAUAAUUCAUACUUAUCGGAGAAACAGCAGAAUGUUUACUUUGAAACCCCUCAGCAAAACCUUAAGAGAGUUGUAAAUAACUGUAAAUCAAUUUCAUCUGGCAGUGGUAUUGAAGUUAAUAUAAAAAAUACUUCAACACCAAAACCAAAAAAGCCAAGAAUUCAUAAAAUUAAUAAAAAUAGCUUAACUAGAAGAAAUAAAACUGCAAGAUCUACACCUAAGGUGGAAUCCCCAUCUCAACAACAAAACUUAAGAAGGAGUUUGCGUCUUCAACAAAGUAUGAAUACUACUGGAAUCUUUGAUUCUUCUGUAGAAAUUGUAAACGAAAGUGCUAUUAAUGGCAUUAGAAGUCAAGAAAUGAUACAAGCUAAACAAGGUGAAGAUAGUAUGAAAAUAUUAGAUAGUGAACUGAGUAGAAGUAAAAAAGAAAUAAUAAAAAGGAAAUCAAAAAAUGAAGUAUGUAAUGGUGAAUAUGAAGACUACAGUGAUGUAUCAGGCUUCACAGCAAACUAUAUUCGUUCCACUAAACUUAAAAAAACACCUAGAAAGGUUAGAAGAAGGACUAACAAGAUUACUAUACAAGGUUCUGGACAAAAUGUAGAAGAUGGCAACAAGGUAAUUGUUUGUGUAAACAAGUCGAUGAACACAGGUGAGGAAGCAUCUGCUGUUUUGAAUAACAGUACAGACUCAUCUCAAAAUGUAAUCAAUCUAAUCACCGUUUCCAAUAAAGAAAAAUCUAAAAGGAUAAGCCAAAGCACAUCUUUGCUUAAAUUUGUAAAUUCAACUGAUGAAAAACACAUCUCAAAAAAUAAUAAUGGUCACUUGGCAAAUGAAUCCUUUCAAUCAGGCAGCAGUGCAACUUCACGUUAUCCUAGACGGGUAAAAAAUACACAAAAUAAAAGAAAAACACCUCAAAAAAAGAAUGAUAGGAAAGAGAAUUCACCAGAAAGAUUUGUAUACAGAACUAGGAGUCGUAAAAGGCUUAUUGAAAACACAUGUGAACAAAUAAACUCAAAUGAGGAAAGCUCUAGUCCAGUAAUAAAUGUUGGGAACCCUGUAUCUGCAAAGAAGAAUAUUAGAAAUACUGAUGCACCGCAACAGAAGUGUAUCACAAGUAUUAAAAAACAAUCAUUGAAAAAAGAUUCAUUAAGGGACAAAAGUGGUUUUGCUACUUGUUUUUCAGAUAGUGAUAGUGAUGUGGAGCCUAAGCAGAGAAAAUUUUUUUGUUAA
Molecule: messenger RNA, 1620 nt
Organism: Pieris macdunnoughi
Lineage: Eukaryota; Metazoa; Arthropoda; Insecta; Lepidoptera; Pieridae
Source: the annotation of a GenBank genome assembly